Lepus europaeus (European hare) is the source of this 984-nucleotide messenger RNA. Its product is annotated as membrane cofactor protein-like. The transcript has a single exon. The coding region runs from base 1 to 984 and encodes 327 amino acids. Gene Ontology annotation, biological process: negative regulation of complement activation, classical pathway. Gene Ontology annotation, cellular component: cell surface. NCBI's taxonomy places the organism in Eukaryota, Metazoa, Chordata, Mammalia, Lagomorpha, Leporidae. The record is from RefSeq and is a predicted model, not a curated record.
AUGAGGCCCACAGGUAGCAUUAAAUCCUCCUAUAAUGUGGGGGAGCGAGUGGAAUAUGAGUGUAGGCUAGGAUACAGUCACCGGCCGUCUACGUCCAAAUUUAUUACUUGUCAAGAGAAUCAACAAUGGUCACAGAUCUCAAAUGAUACUUGCUAUAAAAAAUCAUGUCCACGUCAAGCUGAACCCACAAACAGUCAAGUUAACCUCGUAAAUGGAAGCUAUGAAUACGGGAACCAGAUUGAAUUUGUUUGUAAUGAGGGCUAUUACUUAAUUGGUGAGCGUAUUCUGUAUUGCGAACUCAGUGAAUCAGGUGUGCAAUGGAGUGGCAGUCCUCCACGAUGUGAACGGAUUAUGUGUACACCACCUCCAGACAUACCAAAUGGAGCACACUCCGGAGUUGGCACUGAUGCAUUUGAAUAUCAAGCAGCGGUAACUUACACGUGCAAUCGGGCGUCUGGACCAGAUGAAUUUUCACUUAUUGGAGAGAGUCAGCUGUAUUGUGUUGGGCAUGGAAAAUGGAGUAGUGACCCUCCUCAGUGUAAAGUGGUCAAAUGCCCAUACCCGGCAGUCACAAAUGGAAGGCAAGUGUCAGGAUUUGGGACAAAAUUUUACUAUAAGGCAAAUGUUAUGUUUGAGUGCAAUCAGGGAUUUUACCUUCAUGGCAGUGCGUUAAUUACCUGUGCUGAGAAUAGUACUUGGCAACCCCCUGUUCCAUCAUGUCUUGAAAGACAACCGCCUUCUACUACAAAAGCUCCUUCAGUGUCAACGCCUUCAAAUCCAGAUCCUUCAGGGCCAACUGGUCCAUCUUUGAGUCCUACAGUGUCGAUUCCUCCAAAUGCAAGUCCUUCAGGGUCAGUUCCUUCCAGGGCUAAACCUCAAAUAUCUAGUGUCUUACAGUGUACCCGUCCCUUGGAAGGACCACUUGACCCCUGGGAUAUACUUGGAUGCAUCAUUGCUUUGAUUAUUACUUUGAUUGAAUUGUAA